AUGGCCCAGACCAAAUGGAGAAGAGAAGGCAACGAAGCAAGUUAGAGAAGACGUCAUUGAAUGCCGUGGACGCAUAUCAAUACAGACUACAGAAAGGCAUCUCAGUUUACCAAUCAGAUGAAUCUGACAGUGGGUUUCCAAGUUCCAAAACAUCUUCGUGUUAUGGACUUUUGGAGAAGGAACUGAAAAAUGAGUUAAUUAGGUCAGAAAAACGAAGAUCCUCUCUGGCAGAAAGUCUUAGGAAUGCACACCAUGCUAUAGAAUAUCAGAAGAACUGCUUAGAACUGCAAGACCAACAUAUUACCAGUAAUAAAACGACACUUGAGAGUUUGCUCAUGAGACAGGAGUGUUUAGAGUCACGAUUUUCAAACUUAAAACAUAACAACUUUUACCCAGCUGUUUAUAGUAUGGAUGCUAGUGGAAAGAAUAUAGAGCAGUCAUCAAAGUACCUAUCUGAAGUCACAGAUAACAGCAGGAUUAAUGCUUUGGAAAGGGAACUUUUUGACAUUAAAGAGAAAAUGAGGAGCUAUGAUUCCAUACAGACAAAUGAGAAGUUAUGCACACAAAAUGUUUGUCGGGGCCGUGAAUAUGAUGAAGCUGAGGCAAUAGAGAUACAUGAAAGGUUGAGUCAGCAUGCAGAACUAAUGGAAGCUAAGUGCAGUAGUGCAAAGCGCGAGAGAGAUGUUCUGGAAUUACAGAUCGCAUCACUUUAUUCUGGACUCCAUCAAGCAAAACUUACAUCGAAGGAUUUGGAGAAGAAAUGUGUCAAGCUCCAGUCUCAAGUGGUGGCCAAUAGAAAUAUCAAUGAGAGUCUUCAUCUUGAGGUGUCAGCAUUGAAGCAGCACAAUUACACCCUGGAAAAUGCUGUCAAAGGAUCUGAGAAUGUAAACAAAUCACUGCAUGUACAGGCGGAAGCCCUACAAAAAGAAAAACAGAUUUUAGUGUCUCAAAAGGAGCUGCUGUUCGAAAUCAUGAAGAAAAAAGGAAACCGGAGAUAUCAUUCUGAGAAGUCAAAUAGAAGAACCUCUGAAGUAAUCCAGACCAAAUCCAAGAAUGAAAGAAACUACAUUAGCUCUGCAGGUGGAAUCUCAUCUGCUGAAUUAUCACAAGCAUCCAGCUUGAGGCAUUCCAAGAGGAGGAGAAGAAGAAGAAAAAAGGUGUAUUGA
Messenger RNA from Hyla sarda, 1166 nucleotides. RefSeq lists its product as uncharacterized. NCBI's taxonomy places the organism in Eukaryota, Metazoa, Chordata, Amphibia, Anura, Hylidae. The coding region runs from base 15 to 1166 and encodes 383 amino acids. The record is from RefSeq and is a predicted model, not a curated record. The transcript has 8 exons.